Somion occarium is the source of this 541-nucleotide messenger RNA. NCBI's taxonomy places the organism in Eukaryota, Fungi, Basidiomycota, Agaricomycetes, Polyporales, Cerrenaceae. The record is from the annotation of a GenBank genome assembly.
ACAUCAACCAGGCCCGUCAAGACUAUGGCCAAAGCUAAGGCAGCCCCUUCGGCUUCCAGUGGUGGAAAGGCCGCCAAGAAGAAGAAGUGGUCCAAGGGAAAGGUCAAGGACAAGGCCCAACACGCUGUUACCCUUGACAAGGCCACCUACGACCGUAUCAUCAAGGAGGUCCCUACCUUCAAGUUCAUCUCUCAGAGCAUCCUCAUUGAGCGACUCAAGGUCAACGGGUCCCUUGCUCGCAUUGCUAUCAGACAUCUGGAGAAAGAGGGCCUUAUUAAACGCAUUGUCCAUCACAGCAGCCAGCUCAUCUACACCCGAGCGACUGGCGCGGAGUAGAGCUUUUGGUCUUUGUCGUUUUACUUCUCCAUCUUUUUUUUCCUCGCAUGCACCCAAAACCAGCAUAUGUAUUUGCUAUGGCAUAAAUCGCAUUGACGUGACUCACGCCGGAAUGUUUCGCUGUGUGAUAUCGCCCAAGCUACUAUCUGCCGUUCGCAUUCAGUUGUUCGAGCUCUUUGAAUGAACUUCAUGAUUUGUGCCUUGC